CGGUCUGAUGACGCCAUCAAGGCCCGCCGGGCCUGUUGGCGCCUUGCUGCGCCUGCGCAACCCUUCAACCGCCGCCUUCCCCAUGGCUGCCGUGGAGACGCCGCCGGUGGUGGCGGCGACGACGGUAGCAGCAACAGCGGCGGCCUCUCGCAAGCGACGGCCGCCCAAAGGGCAGUACUCGCAGGCGGCUAAGCGAGCCCGGCCGGGCGGUCGGCAUCAACUGGAGGCCGGCAUGUGCGGCAUCCUCAUCACUUGCAACAUGAACGAGCGCAAGUGCGUGGCCGAAGCCUACAGCCUGCUGGGCGAGUACGGAGAGCAGCUCUACGGGCCCGAGCAGUUUGCAGAGCAAGACGAGGACAGGCUCUCUGGGAAUGAGGAGGAAGAGGAGGAAGACGAUGAUGCCGAAGCAGCUUUGAAAAAAGAAGUGGAUCAGAUUCGCACCUCCACGGAACAGAAGCAGCGUCGGUUCCAGUCGGUGGAGAGUGGUGCUAACAACGUGGUUUUCAUUCGAACGCUGGGUGUUGAACCUGAGAAGUUGGUCCACCACAUCCUAAAGGACAUGCAUGCCACCAAGAAGAAGAAAACCAGAGUCAUCUUGCGCAUGCUGCCCGUGUCGGGCACCUGCAAAGCCUUUCUCGAAGACAUGAAGCGGUAUGCAGAGACCUUUUUCGAACCCUGGUUCAAAAGCCCCCAAAAGGGCAGUUUCCAGAUUGUUUACAAGGCACGAAAUAACAGCCACCUCAGCAGGGAAGAAGUGAUAAAAGAGCUAGCAGGCGUAGUGGGCCACCUCAACCCAGAAAACAAGGUCGACCUGAGUAACCCCGAAUACACCAUCGUGGUGGAGAUCAUCAAGAACAUCUGCUGCUUGAGUGUGGUUAAGGACUACGUUCUUUUCCGAAAGUACAACCUUCAGGAGGUGGUGAAAAGCAAAGCCGAGGGGCAGCCAGAGGCUCCUAAAGCAUCCCACGAGAACGACACCCCCGGAGCGAAAACACCUGAAGCGCAGAAGGAAAACCAAAACGAGCGCCAAGACAAGACGGAGACCGCCUCCAAUGACAAUCAUGAGGACUAGCACCGUGAAUGAAAGAGCCGAGAAGAAAAAAAAAGGAAAAAUCUGCAGGAUGGGUAGCUGGUUGUUGAUGUCAGGGAUUGAUGUUUGUUCUCUAGGUGACUUGGCUAAAGCUCCAUUUGUCUCAGACAAUCUCCCCCACCAUUCCUGCUUCGUUGUAGUAGUUAUUCUGGAUUGGGGUUUGGGGGAGAGGAGAGGGUUUCCAACUGAACAAUUCAAGCCAUGGUUUUCACAACCUGUCAUUCAGGGCUGUCCGGCCUCGGCAGUUCUUAAGACCUGUGGACUUCCCACUCCCAGAAUUCCCCAGUCAGCUAUUCUGGGAGUUGAAGUCCAUAUGUUUUAAUGCUGUCAAAGAUGGUCAGCCCUGCCCAAGGGUUUAAUGUUACAUAUAAAACAGAUUAUUGUGGCUGGAUCAAACUGGCUAGCCGUUUCCUGACCCAGAGCCACUUAUGAGUCCUAUCCUUAGGGCUAAAAGACGCUAUGCUGACCAGCCAAACAUGUUUCUGCUGGUUUCCACCCCCACCCCCCACCCCCAAUACAGAUGGCCCCACGUUCUGGCUUUUUAAAGUUAAAAUUGCAAAAAUGCAGUCAGAAUUGGGAGGUGAGGGUUGGGUGGUGGUGGAUCGUUCCUAAAUUAUGCUUGAGGUUGGAAGUAGAAGUAGUCGAUACUAGAAAAGUUGGCUUAUUAAAGGUUUUAAAAUGAUCCCUUUCUAUUCUGAUUAAGGGACGCGGUGGCUCAGUGGCUAGGACGCUGAGUUAGUUGAUCGAAAGGUUGGCAGUUCAGUGGUUCGAAUCCCUAGCGCCGCGUAACGGAGUGAGCUCCCGUGACUUGUCCCAGCUUCUGCCAACCUAGCAGUUCGAAAGCACGUAAAAAAUGCAAGUAGAAAAAUAGGGACCCCCUUUGGUGGGAAGGGAACAGCGUUCCGUGCACCUUUGGCGUUGAGUCAUGCCGGCCACAUGACCACGGAGACGUCUUCGAACAGCGCUGGCUCUUCGGCUUUGUAACGGAGAUGAGCACCGUCCCCCUAGAGUCAGGAACGACUAGCACAUAUGUGCGAGGGGAACCUUUACCUUUACCUUUACCUUAUUCUGAUUAUUAUGACAAAAAACCCCCAGGUUUUCUUACUCAGGAUUAGGCAAGUCAACAGCUGCCUAUUCGUUUGUAGUUUUUUUGCAAGGCAGUUUUUAACUCUUCAUCCUCAACAAGUUUGUGUUUCCAAAUCGUAGAUUUUUCCCAGCUAAAUUAUGGCAGCUGUUUACUGCCAAAUUUUCAUGUGAUCACGGUCUAGUUACCAAGCCAGCAUCCUGAUGCGAAGUCUAGCAUGACUUGAGAACAAAAGUGAUCCUCUCCUCUUAGGCUGGCAUCUCCGUGGAUCUGGGGAUCUCGUAUUCUGGUCCCCUCUGGAAAAACAGCACCUCUGAGAUCUCGUUCUCCAAACUUGGCCACUUUUAAGACCUGUGGACUUCAACUCCCAGAAUUCAAGCAUGGCUGGCUGAGGAAUUCUGGGAGUCGAAACCCACCUGUCUCAAAGUUGCCAAGUUUAGAGACCCCUCCAUGUCUGUGAGAAUAGAUAGUUUUAAUGUUUUGAUGCUUUUUCUGAUCUGGGAAGAUGUUCAGGUUUCUCUUGUAACUCUUUUAACAGGUGACUAUUGAGCCUGGAGGAACUUCUAUGGGCUUGCUUGUAGAAAGCCUUCUUAAACAAAUUGUAAAAUAUUAACCGAACGGGGCUUUAGGGAAAAUACACAUCUUUUGUUGAAAAAUGUUCUAUUUGCAGUUACAUUGUUAGAAUGACAUGUUGAUGCUCCAAACUCGUAAUUGUGGGGAUAUUAAGGAGAGAAAAAUCCAGCUUUUCUCUGUCUGAAAAUAAACAUUCACAGCGUAACAUCUUUGCAGAGGUAUAAUACUUUCCAGUUUGUAUGUGGUCUUUUUUUUGUACGUCGUUUUCUAUUAAAUUGACCUCCUUUUUGUUUGGAACAGAUUGGCUAACACAUGUUCUUUGCUUCUUUUUUUAAAACUACACUUGUCUGUAAAAAUCGAGAUUUGGUGUGUGAAAAUAAAUGAUCAGUGAAAGCAA
Messenger RNA from Pantherophis guttatus, 3144 nucleotides. It is a transcript of the gene THUMPD1, whose product is annotated as THUMP domain 1 NAT10 acetyltransferase adaptor. The record is from RefSeq and is a predicted model, not a curated record. Gene Ontology annotation, molecular function: RNA binding. NCBI's taxonomy places the organism in Eukaryota, Metazoa, Chordata, Lepidosauria, Squamata, Colubridae. Gene Ontology annotation, biological process: tRNA modification.